Molecule: messenger RNA, 1809 nt
Organism: Pezoporus flaviventris
Lineage: Eukaryota; Metazoa; Chordata; Aves; Psittaciformes; Psittacidae
Gene: PLRG1
Product: pleiotropic regulator 1
Exons: 15
Coding region: 114-1664 (516 amino acids)
Biological process (GO): mRNA splicing, via spliceosome
Cellular component (GO): precatalytic spliceosome; Prp19 complex; catalytic step 2 spliceosome
Molecular function (GO): protein binding
Source: RefSeq, a predicted model, not a curated record
UGCCCGCGCCUUCGCGAUGCGUCACUUCCGUUGCGGCGCGGGGCAGGUGCCGGAAGUCUCUCCAUAGCGGUGUCGGAGUGCGGUGGUGGUGGUGUUCGGUGCUUGCCGGCGCCAUGGUGGAGGAAGUCCAAAAGCAUUCUGUGCAUACACUUGUGUUCAGAUCUUUGAAGAGGACUCAUGAUAUGUUUGUAGCUGAUAAUGCCAAGCCUAUCCCAUUAGAUGAUGAAAGUCACAAAGUAAAGAUGGCAGUCAAGUUACGUACGGAGUAUGGCUCAGUAUUACACAUGCCUACUCUUAAAGAAAACUUGAGAGAAAAAGGAGGUCCAAACACCGGGGAUCCUUAUGGACACAAACAGUACUCUGGAAAUCAAGGACAAGAACUUGAAUAUUUGAUAACUGGCACACAUCCAUAUCCACCCGGGCCUGGUGUGGCUCUGACAGCAGAUACUAAGGUACAGAGGAUGCCUAGUGAAUCUGCAGCACAGUCCUUAGCUGUGGCACUUCCUGCUUCUCAAUCCAGGUUGGAUGCAAGUCGAACAGCUGCUGGUGUGGGUGAUAUUUACAGACAUGCUGGAAUAUCUGAGCGUUCACAGCCUCCUGGGAUGUCUGUGGCUAUGGUGGAAGCUGGUGGAAACAAAAAUUCAGCAUUAAUGGCAAAGAAGGCUCCAACCAUGCCCAAACCUCAGUGGCAUCCGCCUUGGAAACUGUACAGAGUUAUCAGUGGUCACCUGGGCUGGGUGAGAUGUAUUGCAGUAGAACCAGGAAAUCAGUGGUUUGUUACUGGCUCUGCUGACAGAACCAUAAAGAUCUGGGACCUUGCUAGCGGCAAAUUGAAAUUGUCUUUGACGGGACACAUCAGUACUGUGCGAGGGGUGAUAGUAAGUGCAAGAAGUCCAUACCUCUUUUCUUGUGGAGAAGACAAACAAGUGAAAUGCUGGGAUCUUGAGUACAAUAAGGUUAUUAGGCAUUACCAUGGUCAUCUCAGUGCUGUGUAUGGUUUAGACCUGCAUCCAACAAUAGAUGUACUGGUAACGUGUAGUAGAGAUUCAACAGCACGAAUCUGGGAUGUAAGGACAAAAGCCAGCGUGCACACACUAUCGGGACACACAAAUGCAGUAGCAACAGUGAAGUGCCAGGCUGCAGAACCACAAAUUAUUACAGGCAGUCAUGAUACUACCAUACGGCUCUGGGAUUUAGUGGCAGGAAAAACUCGUGUUACUUUAACAAAUCACAAGAAAUCUGUUAGAGCAGUAGUGCUACACCCAAGACAUUACACAUUUGCGUCUGGUUCUCCAGAUAAUAUUAAGCAGUGGAAAUUCCCAGAUGGAAAUUUCAUUCAGAACCUGUCUGGUCACAAUGCUAUUAUCAACACACUGGCUGUAAAUUCCGAUGGUGUUCUGGUCUCAGGAGCUGACAAUGGUACAAUGCAUCUUUGGGACUGGAGAACUGGAUACAACUUCCAGAGAGUACAUGCAGCUGUGCAGCCAGGCUCUUUGGACAGUGAAUCAGGAAUAUUUGCAUGUGUGUUUGACCAGUCAGAAAGCAGACUGCUAACUGCUGAAGCUGAUAAGACCAUCAAAGUAUACAAAGAAGAUGAUACUGCGACUGAAGAAACUCAUCCUGUCAGCUGGAAGCCAGAAAUUAUCAAGAGAAAGCGAUUUUAGUGCAGCAGGAUACUUAUACUAUAAUUUUGUUUUGGCUUUCCUGAGAGCAUUCAGUCACAUUUUGCUCUGUCUAGAACAGCAGAGCAGGAAGUCAGCUAAGUCAUUGCUAUUUCAACAUGUUUUAUAAUAAAUCUUAUUUCUCUUC